UAGAACUUUGAGACGUUCCCGUUUUCAAGAUGGCCGGUAAUGGCCCUAUGGAAAAGUUGCAACUUUUGGAAAACAUAGAAAAGGACAUAGCAUCUGCUAUCGCUAGUGCUGGAAAGGCCUUAGAAGAACUGGCUAAAGACAAGCCUGUUAUGAAAUCAAUUGAAAGCAAUACAACAGCCUUCACAAAGACAUUAGAAAGUGUGGAAAAGGGGUUGAUGAAUCAGAUAAACUACCUGACCCAAGUCUCAACAGGUCAGCCUCACGAGGGCUCGUGUUACGCCGCACAGAAAGAUCUGCACAUGAGCUACCAUCGCCACGCCCACGUGAAGAGACGCUUGGAAGAACUCGAGAAAAUACGGGCAGACACGAAGCCAAAAGUCCUUCAGCUCACCAAGAGUUACUCCCUCCCACCUAUGGCCCAGCCUGUACCUGGGAACCAGUAGGCUACACAUCAAGACAUGUUCUGAAAGUGGGAACCAGUAAAAAAAAGAGGGUCAAGUGCAUGCCAUAUAUGUACCUACACUUGUUUUUUUUAGUACUUAACCCAUACAGCAGAUGGAAGGCAUAUUGCUCUAAAGGUUGUUUAAGGCCUGUCUAUACUUACAAUUGUAGGGCUUACAUAAACAUCCUCCUUUUUAGGCUAAUUAUCAUAAUAUUUUUCAUACUUAUUUCUAUUUGCCUUAUUAGACAUUCACAUUACCAGCAACAAAAUAUCAUAUUAAAGUUUCAAACACAAUACUUCAACUGAACUGUUGGGGCAGCUGCAAGUUUUUGUGUGAUUUGAUUUUAAUAUACAUGUAGCAGCAAAA
Molecule: messenger RNA, 809 nt
Organism: Dreissena polymorpha
Lineage: Eukaryota; Metazoa; Mollusca; Bivalvia; Myida; Dreissenidae
Product: mediator of RNA polymerase II transcription subunit 11-like
Exons: 3
Coding region: 30-443 (137 amino acids)
Biological process (GO): regulation of transcription by RNA polymerase II
Cellular component (GO): mediator complex
Molecular function (GO): transcription coregulator activity
Source: RefSeq, a predicted model, not a curated record